This is a messenger RNA of Leptopilina heterotoma, 9839 nucleotides long. RefSeq names its product cholesterol transporter ABCA5-like. The transcript is spliced from 25 exons. Gene Ontology annotation, biological process: lipid transport; transmembrane transport. Gene Ontology annotation, molecular function: ABC-type transporter activity; lipid carrier activity; ATP binding. Bases 626 to 5752 code for a protein of 1708 amino acids. Gene Ontology annotation, cellular component: intracellular membrane-bounded organelle; membrane. The record is from RefSeq and is a predicted model, not a curated record. Lineage: Eukaryota; Metazoa; Arthropoda; Insecta; Hymenoptera; Figitidae.
UAUUUAUUCAAUAUUUUUGAAAAUAAUUUUAGUUUCCUCAAAUAUUUAAAAGUGGCAACUGUUCAUACAAAAUGAAAUUUCACCCCAAAGUGAUCAAUCAACUAGAUGCCAAUAGUAUCACAUCACACGAUUAAUUCCAUCACUUAUAUACCUAUGUGGAAUCGAGAGGACUAACAGUUUGGAGUCUAAACAAUUUGGGUGCCUCAAUAUUAAUAAAACAAAGACGAUAAUGCGAAGAAAAGUGCAUGAUCGUUAAAAGUUUUUAAUAAAAAAGUGCAAUCCUGAAAAUUUGGCUGUGAAAUAGAAAAAAAAGUAAUUGAAAAUAAUUAAAAAAAAAAAAAAAAAUUAUAAAAAUAUAGUGAAGAAAGUGGAAGAGUGCCUAUUAUUGCAUAAUGAUGACACGACGCGCCAAUAAAAGUGCACAAAAACGUUCCAUGUGCGCUCCUCGUGGUGUGGUCGUCGGUACCAUAGGAGGUUUCGUGAAUUAUGAUUAAUUAAAAGCGACACCAUCAACAGCAGCACCAGCAGACAAGUUCAGUACGGAGCCUCAAUUAAUUGGAGGCCCAUCGCGCUAUCUACCUACACAGCCUAAAGGAAAAACUGAGAAAACUGGAGCGGAGAAAGAAUGGGGGGCUGCGGAGUAUUUUGGUCUCAGCUGCGUGCGAUGCUGAUCAGAAAUGUUCUUCUUAAGAAAAGGGAUAAACGAAAGACAAUUGCGGAGGUCUUUCUGCCCCUUUACAUCCUGGGGAUUUUGAUUGUGGUUAAGGUAUUAAUUCCUAAUCCGAACUAUCCAGCAAUGACAACUCAAAGGCAGGAAGGGGAUGUUUUCGAGUUCUUUGAUAUCAACAAAACCAUCGCAGUUGUUCCUAAUUCAAAUGAAACUCAAACGUUUUUAAAUUCCAUGAAUACCUUAUGGAUGAGCACGUGGGAAUAUCGAAAACUUCCUUUAAGUUUUAUGACGUACGACACAAAGGAUGAUCUACAAGCAGCUUAUUGGAGAGAUCCUGCCAGUGUACCAAUAGCAGUUAUUUUCGAAAAUCCCUCACCGAUAUCACAAAAUUUAUCAUAUGAAAUAAGAAUAAAUCCUACGUAUACAAUGCCCCCAUCUCCCGCAGAAAAGCAUUCAUCACCCGUUACGUGUCGAAAAAAUUUCAGUCAUUGGAUGGGUGGACUUUUGUCAAUAGAAACUGGCAGAAAUUGCCCGGCAAAUAAUUACUUCACCUCAGGAUUUAUGGCCUUGCAGAUGAUCAUGGACAUUACGAAAAUUAGAUUAGACACGAAGAAUAAUGAAAUAACAGUGCCUGGUAUAAAAUUAGAAAUGUUUCCAAAGGAAGCUUUCACUGCAGACUGGAUGCUUGCUUUUAGGGUGGUAAUUCCACUCUAUAUGGUAGUUGCUCUGUCUCAAUUUAUCACCUACCUCCUAAUUCUAAUAGUCGGCGAGAAGGAAAAUAAAAUCAAGGAGGGUAUGAAAAUCAUGGGAUUAAAGGAUUCUGUUUUUUGGUUAUCGUGGUUUAUCAUCUAUGCAAUAUUCGUUCUGUUGCUCUCAGCGGUGGCAGUUGUGCUACUUUUUACACUACAAAUGUUUCAGCAUACGCAUUUCCUACCGAUAUUCUUGCUCGUGGUACUUUACAGUUUCUCGGUGAUCAUGAUUGCUUUUAUGAUAACGCCCUUCUUCGACAAGUCUCGUACCGCAGGUGUUCUGGGAAAUUUCGCCGUUACUAUACUCAGUCUUGUGUACUUCAUUCAAGUAUUCGUCGAUGAUUCCAGCUCAAUAGCUUUCUGGGUAGUUUCCCUCUUAAGUCCCACAUGUGUCGCUUUAGCAAUGGAUAAGGCCCUUGUGCUGGAUCUUCAAGGCGAGGGUGUAAAUUUCGACAAUCUGUGGUCGGGUCCAGGAAUUCCAUUCGGUGGCAGCAUUGUAAUGCUGACUUUAGAUAUUUUCCUCUAUGGAUUAUUGGCAUAUUACCUCGACUCUGUUAUUCCAAGUGAAUACGGCAUCAAAAGACCCGCCUGGUUUUGUUUCGUUCCCGGCUUCUGGUGUCGAAAAAAGCCUCAAAGGGUACCCACAUCAAAUGGCGAAUCGAAUUCCUUUAUCCCAGGAGAAGAGACAAAUCGAGACGUAGAGCCAGUGGUGCGAGAAAUGAAGGGUCGUGAAGCAAUAAGGAUAGUCGACUUGUAUAAAUCGUAUCACAAAUGUCGAAGACCAGAAACGAAAGCUGUCAAUGGCAUCAAUUUAACGAUUUAUGAAGGACAGAUUACUGCUAUUUUAGGGCACAACGGAGCAGGGAAAACUACAUUAUUCAAUAUUUUAACAGGACUCACAGCCCCAACAGCAGGGACGGCAUUUAUUUUUGGUUACGAUGUUAGGGAUUCUAAUGAUAUGCACAUGAUUAGAAGCAUGACAGGGGUCUGUCCACAACAUGACAUCUUAUUUGAUCUCCUAACACCAAGAGAACAUCUUGAGUUCUUUGCUGCCGUCAGAGGAAUUCCAAGGUCCAUGAUAGAGCCAGAGGUAAAAAAAACCCUAAAGGACAUCGAUCUAAUCGAAAAGGCCGACACAUUCGCAAAAUACUUGAGCGGUGGUCAAAAACGAAAAUUAUCGGUUGGAAUUGCAAUAAUCGGCGAUCCAAAAAUAAUAAUCCUAGAUGAACCCACAGCAGGAGUUGAUCCCUAUUCACGAAGACAAAUGUGGUCCUUCUUACAGUCGAGAAGACACGGAAAAGUUAUUUUGCUCACAACACAUUUUAUGGAUGAGGCCGAUAUAUUGGCCGAUAGGAAAGCCGUCAUUAGUAAAGGAAAAUUGAGAUGCUGUGGAAGCUCUCUGUUUCUCAAAAACAAAUUUGGAAUUGGCUAUCACUUAACUCUCGUUCUAGAAGGAAACACUAGAGAAAAUGCAAUAACUCGUCUCGUAACGUCUCACGUCUCAAAAGCAGAAAAAGCAAGACGACACGGCCGGGAAUUGAGUUUUAUUUUACCGCACAAUUCAGUGGAAAAUUUUGCACCACUUUUUUCAGCCAUUGAGCAGGAAAUCAAAACGAGAACUGCACGAUUGGGUAUCAGUAGUUAUGGCGUUUCAAUGACAACAUUAGAGGAAGUUUUUCUACAUUUAGAAAAAGAUGAGGAAACCGAAUGUACAAUGGAUAAUUUAUCAAAGAAAAUGGUUCGAAAUCGAGCAUUAAGUCGUUCGUUAUCGUUACAAUCAAAGAGUACGUCUUAUCAAAGUUUACAAAAUGAAGGUGCAACUGUACAAGCCGAUGGACAAGUGAAAGGAGCCAGUGAAAUGCAGGAUGGUGUAAACGAGAAAAACCCCGCGAUACUUGGCCUUGGUCUGGACCCCAUUAAAAUCCGGCCUAACUGUCUCCAAACUCUCUACGCAAUGUUGCGAUUACGAGUUUUAAGAUUGUUACGGAAUAUUCAACUUCUUUAUUUUAUGAUUGUUGCUCCACUUGCCCUCGUCGCUCUUGGAUUGUACGUAAACAGUAUUCAGAAAGUUGACAUGGGAAUACAGAGUCUGCCACUCAACAAUGACACGUAUAGAGACGAAAUGAGAAUUCUCUUCUCCAAUCAAAGCAAUCACGAUAUUUCCCCAUUAUUAAAUCAAAUCAGACAAGACGUGAAUUAUAUGGAAGAAUUUAAGGGAAAGUACGCCGAUCUUCUUGAUAUGGCACCACACAUGGCUGUUUUAAAUAUUAAUUCAGUGGACAAUGAGCACUUGAAUUUGACAAUUACCUACAAUGAUACAAUGCAACAUUCCCUACCGGUUCUUGCAAAUAUUAUCUCAAAUUCUUAUCUAAGACUUUUGAAGAAAACAGACGAUGUAGAUCCAAUUAACGUUACAAGUCGACCAUUUCAACAAACAUCACAACCCCUGGAAUUUAAUAUCGGUGUCGCUAGUUCGGCAGUUUUGAUCGGAAUGGAUUUUGUAUUAGUACCAAUUACUCUAGCAGUGGACAUGGUGUACGAUCGAGAGAUAAAAGCAAAGAAUCAACUCCGCGUGAAUGGUCUCUCGUUUACGAUGUACUUUAUCACGUAUUUUAUCGUCUUGGUUGGAUUGAUGAGCAUCAUUUGCCUCUGUAUACUCGGAAUUAUAUUCCUCUUUGAUGUUCCAUCACUUCAGGAAAUUCCUGCACUUCUCACUCUCGGAAGUUUACUCAUGCUUUAUUGUCCAUCGUCAAUAUUAUUUUCCACAUGUUUAAGUUAUAUUUUCGACAAAAUGGAUUCAGCUCAAAGUAUUUUGCCGAAUAUUGCAACAUUUUUUGGACUCAUACCAUUUGUGCUUGUCAUGAUUUUAGACAUGUUGGGACUUGGUGGAACUGCAGCAUUUGCCCUUCAUGUAGUUUUUUCCCUGUUAAAUACAAUGUACGUUCCGUAUGCGGCUGUGUAUUAUGUGGAUCGAGUCCACCUAAUGUGCUCAAUAAACACGGCUUGUCAACAUUUGACAUUAUCCGAUUAUUUAACGAGUGAAAUAAUUAUCAUGGGUGUCGGAGUUAUUCUUCAUUGUCCAGUUUGGUUCUUUGUUCUACUACUACUAGAUAUCAAAAAGAGUGGUGGCAACAUAAGUGAUUUAUUUAAAUACUUCACGAGAAAUGGUGGUUCAAUUGGGGAGGAAAUUAUGGAGAAUCCUGAUAUUGGAGAACACGAAGAUACGGACGUGAAAAAUGAGAGACAGAGAGUUUUUAAUUUAAUCACCUCUUCGGCUGUUCAAGACCCUCCUGUUGUUUUAGUUCAAAAUUUAAGAAAAGAGUACCAACGGGAAGUGGGAGUUUGCAAUUGUUGCACAAAACGUGAACAACAAGCAGCACCUGCAUCCAAAUUGGCGGUGAGAAAUUUAUCAUUGGCCGUCGAGCCAGGUGAAGUUUUCGGUUUAUUGGGUCACAAUGGAGCGGGAAAAACGACAACAAUGAAAAUAAUAAUCGCGGAAGAAGCAGCGACCCGAGGAAAAGUUCAAAUUAGCGGAGUGAAUAUCAAUUCCAACAUGAAUGAAGCUUUUCGAAAAAUGGGUUACUGUCCUCAACAUGAUGCUCAAUGGAAAAAUAUCACAGUCAGGGAACAUUUAGAAUGUUACGCUGCUAUUCGCGGUGUUCCCUGGGUCGAAAUCAAUAGAAUUGUAGAUUUAUAUUUAUCCGGUCUACAAAUUUACGAACAUGCCGAUAAACAAACUCAGGAAUGUUCGGGAGGAACGAGACGAAAACUCAGUUUUGCAAUGGCAAUGGUAGGAGGACCAAAAGUUGUUCUUAUGGAUGAGCCAAGCACUGGAAUGGAUCCAAGAUCAAAAAGGUUCCUCUGGGACACAAUUCUAGCUAGUUUUCAGGGUGGCAGAGGUGCAAUUUUAACGACCCACUCAAUGGAGGAAGCCGAUGCACUUUGUUCGCGAGUUGGAAUUAUGGUUAAAGGUGAACUGAGAUGUAUUGGUUCAACUCAACAUCUCAAAAAUCUCUAUGGAGCUGGUUAUACCUUGGAAAUAAAACUUUUGGGUGGUGAUUCAACUCCAACAACACCGUCUUGUGAUAGAAUAACAGGAUUAAAAGAAUUUGUUGCGGGAUUAUUUUCCGAUGCAACAGUAGAGGAAAGUUUUAUCGAUAGACUGGUAUUUUCUGUGCCCCAACAUGCGGUUCAUUCGCUGGCCGAAUGUUUUACGCAGUUGGAAAAAGCUAAAGUAGAAUUAGAUAUCGAGGAAUACAGUUUUAGUCAAACAACAUUGGAGCAAGUGUUCCUUAAGUUCUCUCACUACGAUGAUAUGAACGAAAAGGAAUGAUGACAAAAAAGUGUUUAACGCUUAAAAACAAAAAGUGAUAAAUGAUAAGUCCAUUCCAUGAAGCGAGUGAGAUUAUAUUUUCGAGAAACGCGCAAGUAUGAUAAGAAAACAAAAAAUUGAUCCAAGUCCCUGCAAGAAUGAUUGAACUUAUAUAACUGAAAAUUAAAAAAAUGAUUGAGUGGUUGUGGAAGAAACGAAAAUCACAGACAAUUUGAGAGCAAGUGUUUCAAGUGAUUUGAAAUUGGGAUUUAAAACUAGUGAAUGAUGCGAGAAUAUAAGGAGUGGUCAGGGACCAUUGUGGAAGUGUGUUCUUAUAUCGAUACUUUUCUUUUCGAGUCAUAUGUAUAAUUUUAUUCUCCUGCAAUUUUUGCCUUAAUCGCUUUUUAACAGAAAAAAAACAAUGCUUCCAUGAGGAAGCAAUUUUUCAAUUUUUAAAAUUCCCUCGUGUGAUUCUUUGAAGAAUACAAAAAAAUUGUGUUAAUGUUUUGAAAAUUAUGGAGAAACAAUCUCAUUUGUCAAAUUUUAUCGUGAAAGAAUGAAGCCAACAAAUUGUGAUUUUUGAAGGUAUUCCAAUGAAGGGUAUUCCUCUUUUGUAUUCAUUGUUAUAUUUGACAAAUUAUUGCAAAUGAAAAUUUGCAAAUAUUAAACAAAUGUCAACGUCCGAUAAGCCUUUGUUGGAAUACCAUGUUUUUUCAUCGAGAACUGAUAAUGGACCGUUUUUUUACGUCUUUUAUGAAAAUUAAUGCAAAAUAGAAAGCUAAUAAGAUGUUAAAACAUGUUAGUUAGAAACGAAAAAGCAAGUGAUUAUCGAUAAAUUCUCAUUUUUAAUUUAUCUCCUUCUCUAAAUUUGAAAAUGGCAAAAAAUAACGCAACCAUUUCAAAUUUGAAGAGCCAUUUCUAAAAUAAUUUACUAAUAAUAAAUUAAUUAUUGUAAUCAAUUAAUUAUAAUGCUUUAAAAUUUUAAUUUACCUUCGAGGCAAAUAUUUUUUGUCAUUAAUUUUUCUAUAUAGUUUAUUCUUAUAAACUAAAUUAUUACUGACAUUUUUAUUUUUCCAAAUAUUCAUUAUCUUCUUUUAAUUAUUAAUCACGAAACACGAAAAUAGUUUAUUUAUAAUAUAAUUAUUUCUAUUUAUAGAAACUUUUUUAGCAAUUUUACAUUUCAUAUUACUUUUUUAGAAAUUUUUUCACAAACUUGUAAAAUAAAUAAAUAAAUAAUCAAAAUUCAAAACAUAAGAAAUUAUAACAAGUACUUAAUUUCAUCGGUAGUAUGAAAAUUUAGUAAAAUAAAAAUGCAGUAAAUUAUUUAAUAAUUUAAUUUUAAGUUAAUUGAAAAUAAGGCAAAAUAAAAUAGUUGAUAAAAAUAAUCCUGAGUCUCACAAAAAGUGAAUUAAUUAUUAAGCAAUAUUAAUUAUCAUCGAAAUAGAGAAUUCGUUUUGUGAUAUUUAAACUUUUACUCGAUUGUACGUUCCACUUAUAAAAGAAAAACGAUCAGUAUUUUUUUACUUUUAAUUAAAAAUGUUUUUAAGAAAUUAUUUUUUAAAAUUCAACACUCUUUUGUAAUUUGGACACAAUUAUUUACUAUCGUAAAGUUGUUAAUAGAAACUUUAUCAAGUAACUAAAAUUAAUAAAGAUAUAAAAGGGAGAAAAAAAUGUGACGUUUCUUAUGAGAGUGCAAUCCUUUUAAAGUUUCACAAAAAAGUGAGAAUACUUUUUUUAAAAUAUUGAAUCUUUGUAAGAAACAAUAUUAUAUAAUAAACUAUAAAGUUACAAAAAAAAACAGAAAAAAGAAAAAAUAAUGUAAAACACAAUCGAAAAAUUUAGGUAAACGUGAGAUUGUAAUAAGAACGCGUGUAUAUCAUGUUUGUUUUUUUAGAGAGCUUUCGCAAAAGUCAAGUUCAUAAAAUUAAAUGAUUAAGGGAGUUUAGAAUUUAUCAUUAAUGUAGUGAAAAAAAAAAAAUUAUGUCGGACGAAAUGUCCAAGACAUGUGUACUGAAAUGAGAAAUACUCGUAUAUCAAAUAUUACUUCAUUUCACUUGUACAAAAUAGUAUAUAUCAAAUAAUACAUUUUUAGGGAUUUUUCUUAAUCUUGCUUAAUCUUAAGAGAACACCGGAUCAUAGAUUAUAGAAUGUUAAUCAUACCUGAGCAAUUGUAAGUAGGCUAAUUAAGCAAUGAACAUUCUAAAUUAUUAAUUAUUAAUUAUUAUAAUUUUCUUCCUCUAUGCGGGGAGUUAUUUUUAAUCUAAUCUCAUUAAUGGGAUGUGAUAACGAAUUUAUUCCGUUCUGUUUGAAAUUUUCAACACUUUUUUUAAUUUCAAGACAAGAAAAAAUGAAAUCACAGAAAAAAUUAUUAAUUAUAAUUAUAAUUAAAUAAAAAUAGAAUCAUUAUUUCUAUUAAUUAAAAGAAAAUGCUCUGUUGAAAUAUUUUUAACAGAACAGAAUUCUGAAUACGCUGAAGAGUUUAAUUUUAAGUCCUAAUGACUAAAAGAUAAAAAAAAAACUUUGUAAAUAACGAAACAUGAUUUUUUGCGAAAAAAAUUUUGAUUCUUAGGUGCGUGCACGAGAAAAAGAGAAAGAAUGUAAAAAAGUGUGAGAGUACAAUCGAAAGAAGAACAUUAAAUUCUUAGUCGAAUUCUAGACGAAAAAAAAUUGCUCCAAAAUUUUAAUAUGAAUUUAAAUUGAAUUUUAAUUAGGAUUAAGAUUUUACGAGUAAGAAAAUAAAAUUUGACUUUAAUUUGUAAAUUCAAUUUGAAUUUAAAUUAAAAUAAAUACUUUGAGCAAGACAAAAUCCAAGAGUAAAAAAUAUAAACUACUCUUUUACGAUUUUAUGCAAAAAUAAUGGCUAAUCGAUUUCAAAAAAUCUGCCACAGAGAAGUAGAAAAACUGGGAUCGAUUAGCACAAAAAAACGCAACUGCAAGGACUGAAUGAAAAAAAAAUUUUGUAGAUGAAAUUUUAGGUAGUGCAAUUUGAAAAAAAAAACUUUUUGUCACAAUGGGAUUUUCUUUUUGUAAAUACAAUGUUACUCGAAUAAAAAAAAAUCAUAAUGUAUUGAAUAUAAAAAUAUCAGACGCAGGUGCGUAUUAUUCGCAUUUACAGGGAUUUUUAUGCCCUUUUAGUGAUUAAAAAUUAAUAUAAAAAAAUUUAGUCAAUUAUGAAAAAGAUCAUUAAAAAAACAAUUGUUACUAGUUUUUGCGCGACUUUAUCAAAAUUUAAAAACAAUGGUUUUCUUUUCUAUACAAAAAAAUUAAAUUGCGCUUUCAGCAAUUUUUAUUCUUUCUCAUUUAUAAAAACUAUCACUGCAUUAAUUUCUAUAUACAUAAUAUAUAUAAAUAUAAAUAAUCUGCAAGCAAUACAAAAUUUUUAUUUCUAAUAUUAUGCUUAAUGAAUAAAAUUGUUUUCACUAUUUAUUGGAUGGUGAAUAUCAAAUUGAGAGAAAAUGUUGCCUCAGUUUCCUUGCUGUUUCAUAAAAAAAAGAAAGUCUACAUUGGAGACUUUCAAAAGCAAUUUUUCUACAUACAAAAAAAAAUUACAACUUUUAAUCUAUACAUGUAUAAUAUAUAUUUUAAAAAAUUGUUACUCCCAAAAAGAAAUUGUAAACUGUAAAAUAGUGAAUACGUAUUAACGCAAAAAAAUGUGUUCAACUUAAAAUUACGUUUUCAAAACGUAAAAACUGAUGAAAUAAUAGCGCUUUAUGUGAUAAUUCGUAUUCGCUGGAACUUACUAAAAAUAUUUAUUAUAUAAUUUUGAUAAUUUUAAGUAGAUUUUUUAAAAAGAAAACAUGAAAAGGAACCACGAAAUCAUUUUUAUCAGUAAAAUACUAUUCAUCUGCAAAAACAAUUUCUAGUGAUUCGCAUUGAUAUAUACACAUAUACACAAAAUAAUGAAAAAAACGAAGAAAAGUAAAAAAAAAAUGAAAAAAAACGAAGGAACAAAGGAAACUGAUAUCGGCAUGUAUAUUUAUUGUGUAAAAUGAAUGUAAUGAAGUGUUUGACAGAAGCUUUUUCACUAAUAAAAAUUAGUGAGACAUUGAAUAUAACUUGACUUUUUAUUGUUUCAAUUUUUAAAUGAAUAAAAACCAUUAUUUGGAAA